GAGAACUGCUACGUAGAGACUCCGUGUACCAGGAGCUGCGGAGAUGGGUUUAAGCUUCUCCUCCCAAACCCUGAUGCUCUAACUUGCUACGGAGCUGCACUUCAGGUCUUUCCGUGUAAUGAUGGUCCUUGCCCGGUCCACUGUACCUGGGGACACUGGACCCCUUGGUCCACCUGUCAACUCAGGCAGGGUAGGUCCAGGGUCCGGAGGGAUGGACCUGGAGGUCACGGACAUCAUCAUCCUCAUGGACAUGAUCAUGCUCCUCAUGCUCAUGAUCAGCCUCAGCUUUCCAACCAAUUCAUUAGUCUAUUAGGUCAUCAACAAGCUCCUGCUAUUCCACCCCCCUUCAGCUCCUCACCCCUUGCACCAACUUCAGGGGGGUAUAAUCCACCAGUUCCUAGCGCAGGAGGAUAUGGUGCACCAAUUCCUGAGUAUGGUGCACCACCACCACUGCCGAUCUAUGGUGCAGAUUCUGGGUUCCCGGUGUGUACACAAGAUCGAACUCGGUACAAGCAACGUCCAGCCUUAAAUGGCGGAGAUGAAUGCUGGGGGGAGGCGGCGGAGGAACGAUUUUGUCAAUCUCAACAAUGUCAAGGACCUCCUGGUCCACCUGGACUUCCCGGCAACGAUGGACAACCAGGCAGGAACGGAUCCCCUGGAACACCUGGAACUCCAGGUAUAAGAGGACCACCUGGAAAUGAUGGAUCUCCGGGUAAUCCAGGAUAUCCAGGAAAAGACGGCAAGGACGGUCUUCCAGGGAACCCUGGACCACAGGGUCCUGCGGGUAAGGACGGGAAGAACGGGCAGCCAGGACAACAAGGACUACCUGGACCACAAGGUCCUCCUGGAGCGGCUGGUCCUAGAGGACGGUUUGGUGACAAGGGUCCACCGGGACCCACAGGACCAGUAGGACAAACUGGACCUCAAGGUAAGGAUGGCAGCAAUGGUCCUCCUGGACCAGCUGGACCUCCAGGACUAGACGGAGCUCCAGGAGUUGUUGGACCUAUGGGACCUGUAGGACCUCAAGGGGUCCAAGGAGAGACUGGCGCACCGGGACCUAGAGGACUUCCAGGACCGAAAGGAGAGGCAAUAGAAGCUCCUGCGAGCUAUGGAGCUCCGGAACUCCCAGUUUAUGAGCCUGCACCUCCAGUUUAUGUGCAACCUAUUCAAAACAACUAUGGAUCACCCCAACUCAAUCAGCAACAGCAUCAUUCACAACAACAACAUCAUUUACAGCAACAGCAUCACUCACAACAGCAGCAUCAUUCUCAACAGCAUCAACCUUUCUUUUUCGGAAACAAGCGAGAAAUCUCAGCGCCGAAAACCUUAUCCUUGAAAGAUUUUGGCAACCAGGUCGUUGAAAUCUCCCAAGGGUUGACCGCUCCUGUGGAACAAAUCAGUUUACUAAAGCGUGGGAUAUCCAUUGAUGAUUCAGAGUUGUCAAAAGUUCUUCCGAUUAUAUCUGAUGCAUUUUCCUCGACAGGAAGUCAACAUUCGUUUAAACCAGUAACACCAGAUGAAUAUACUAGUCUGCGGGGAAGUUUUGAGCCUGAGAUCGGGCCGAUGAAUAGGGAUCAAAAUUCUGGGAUUGAAUCUCAAAAUCUGGCCGAGUUUGGAGCUAAGAAGUUUAGUAAACUUGAAGAUAUUGUGGUUGAAACUGCUCCUAUCAAACAGGUGAAUAAGAAGCAAGUGGAAGACGACAUUCGAGCCCAAAUUCUGAACAUUGAAAAUGCGCCAGAAUUUUCGCAUCAGAAACGAGAACGUGGAUCAAUUCCGUUCCAUAUUCCCAGACCGAAGGGUGCUCCACCCUCAAGCAUUCAUAUGAAGAAAGUUGGGAAACCAUAUCCAACCCGAUUCAAGCAGGGAGAAAAGAAUACCACAGAAAAAGUCUGAGAAACGAAACAAAUCACUAUAAUCUUAAAGAUUAAUUUUGGGCAUUUUUAGUUUUUGUUACUUAUAGAUUCUUAGCGUUUUUUAUUAUCAACAUAUUGAAAGUUUUCAACAUCUGUUAUUUAGGUUGUUAAAAAAGAAUUAUCAAGAGGUUUAAAUAAUCUGACUAAACAUAUUGUGAUUUAACGAGGAAGUAAGUUUUUAACGAUAAUAUUUUUAAAUCGUUUUUUGCUCUUUGUAAUCAUUCUAGGGACUAACUGCGGUUUUCUUACACUGGCCUGGAUUAUUUAGAAGUGUUAUUAAUUAUGAAUUCUCCCGACCAUGAAACAAAUGUCGGAAAAGUGCACCAACGACUAAUUCGUUUUUGCAUCAAUGAAUAUAAAUAUCAUCAAACUUUUUAUAAAAUACGGAAUUAAAAGGACAAAUAAAUGUACUUUAUUUAAUUAAACUUCAGUACGUUAUUUCAUCCACCCUUCCGCCUAAUGAGUUUAAAUAUCCGCGUGUUCAAUGGCGGCCAUCUUGAAUUUAAUGUCCCGGUAAAUUAUCAAGAAAAAGGGAGGUUUUCCAAUUUAUUCUAAAAUAAAUUCAAGGUUCAGGAUCUAUCUAGUCAUUUUACAUCUAUAGUCAAUUUAAACUGUUUUACUAAUGGAUUUAUUUUGUUUAUAUAUCUUGUUAUGUAGUUACACCAUGUUUUGUUAAUUUUCAAAUACAUUUUAGUUAAACA
Molecule: messenger RNA, 2614 nt
Organism: Eurytemora carolleeae
Lineage: Eukaryota; Metazoa; Arthropoda; Copepoda; Calanoida; Temoridae
Product: collagen alpha-1(I) chain
Exons: 6
Source: RefSeq, a predicted model, not a curated record